Molecule: messenger RNA, 1788 nt
Organism: Rosa rugosa (rugosa rose)
Lineage: Eukaryota; Viridiplantae; Streptophyta; Magnoliopsida; Rosales; Rosaceae
Product: hydroquinone glucosyltransferase-like
Exons: 1
Coding region: 207-1640 (477 amino acids)
Molecular function (GO): UDP-glycosyltransferase activity
Source: RefSeq, a predicted model, not a curated record
CUAAAAACCAAAAAACUACACCCACCUUAAUGCUGAUUUUAAGCAAUAAAUCACCUCUUAAUCAAAUUAUUAGCGUAUAAUUAACGUAAUUAGCCUCCCCUAAAAGCUUCCAUACUCCAGUCAGAACCUCAACCUCACCAUCUAUAUAAAGCACCAUCAGCAGUUGCACCUUUCUCAUCACACAAAAAAAGCUUUAACCUACUACAAUGGCGCAAGUACAGACACCUCACAUCGCUAUUCUCCCUAGUCCGGGAAUGGGCCACCUCAUCCCUCUCGCCGAGCUCGCCAAGCAACUCGUCCACCGCCACAACUUCACCGUCACGUUCAUAAUCCCCGGCGACGGGCCUCCCACCAAGGCCCAGAAGUCCGUCCUCGACGCUCUCCCACCAGCCAUCGACCACGUGUUCCUCCCGCCUGUCAGCUUCGACGAUCUCCCCGGCGGCUCUCAAAUCGAGACCCUCAUUUCUCUCACCGUCAGUCGUUCUCUCCCGUAUUUGAGGAAUGCUUUAGAGUCUUUAAUGGGCCGCGGAGGUACGAAGCUGGUAGGGUUGGUGGUGGAUCUUUUCGGCACCGACGCUUUUGAACUGGCCAGAGAGUUUAAUAUCUCCCCCUACAUUUUCUUUUGCUCCACCGCCAUGGCUUUGUCGUUGUUUUUCUACUUGCCGAAGCUGGACGAAUCGGUGUCGUGCGAGUACAGGGAGCUGAAGGAGCCGGUGACUAUUCCGGGGUGUGUGCCGAUUCACGGCAAGGACCUGCUGGACCCGGUUCAGAACCGAAAGGACGAGGCCUACAAAUGGGUGCUCCACCAUGCCAAACGUUACAGACUGGCCGAGGGCAUAAUGGUAAAUAGCUUCAUGGAGUUGGAGCCUGGGGCUAUUAAGGCUCUGCAGGAAAAAGAACCGGGGAAGCCACCGGUUUACCCGGUCGGACCGCUGGUGAAGAUGGACUUCAAGGCUAUUCCUGACGAUGGCUCCUCCAAUUCGAAGUGUUUGAAGUGGUUGGAUGAGCAGCCACGCGGGUCGGUUCUAUUUGUCUCCUUCGGGAGUGGUGGGACCCUGUCCUAUAAUCAGAUCAAUGAAUUGGCUCUGGGGUUGGAAAUGAGUGAGCAAAGGUUUCUGUGGGUGGUGAGGAGCCCUAGUGACCAAGCUGCCAAUGCUACUUAUUUCAGUGCACAAAGCCAAGAUGACCCUAUGGCCUUUUUGCCCAAAGGGUUUCAGGAGAGGACCAGAGGGAGGGGGCUCGUGGUGCCAAAUUGGGCACCACAAGCUCAGAUAUUGGGACAUGAAUCAACCGGCGGAUUCCUCACCCACUGUGGCUGGAAUUCGGCCCUGGAGAGCGUUGCGAACGGCGUCCCUCUCAUAGCAUGGCCCUUGUACGCGGAGCAGAAAAUGAACGCCAUUAUGUUCACUCAUGACAUAAAAGUGGCACUGAGGCCGAGAGCGAAUGAGAAUGGUUUCGUGGAGAGGGAGGAAGUUGCUGUGGUGGUUAAAGGUCUAAUGGAGGGCGAGGAAGGUAAGCGACUUAGAAACCGAAUGAAGGACCUAAAAGAUGCCGCAACAAAGUCUCUGAGCGACGAAGGGGCUUCAACAAAGGCAUUGUCCGAUGUGGUCACAAAGUGGAAAACACUAGUCUGUAAUUAAAAUUAGUCUUCAUUCCCCCAUUAGCUACUUUCUUUUCACUUUCGUUUUUGCAUGUGUUGGUAAUAUGGUCUAAAGCUACAUGAUAGUAUAAUACUUUGUUGGGUUGACUGUAAGAUAUGAUGCAUAGACAACUGCCACUUUUUUUGUA